AUCAAUUAUUGCAGUAAAUUCAUGAGAUGUAAAUGGUAUUUGGGAUUAAAAAAGAGACAACUGCUUCUCUUCCAAAAUGGAUAAUGGUAGGAGUUGACUGUAACGCGAGCACAGGGCUUUUAUUUAGUUUUGACGCACGCUCGGUCCGGUGUGUUGGGUCUCGCACGAGCGUUAUGUGAUGACCGUCAAUUUAAAUAAAACUAGCCAUAUUUUAGCUGCAUGUUUGACAUUCACGUUUUCUAGUGUUAUUUUUCAUAGAGGGUAACAAUGUAUCCAGUAACUGAGCCACGGAUACUUUGAGCGAGGGGUGCGUGCAGUUCAACUUUAAGUGUUAAACUUUUAGUGGACAUUGAUAUGUUAAUUAUUUGGAUUAAAUCACCUUUAUUUUAAAGACAAUGUAAUCAUGAUAAACUUGUCAUUAGUGGGAAACCGAUUCAAGACAAAUCAUUGCUGCUGGACGUUUCAGAUUUCAAGUGUUGAAGCCUUCCAUCCUGAAAGAAUGGGACUUUUAUGCAUUUGCCUGCUCAUUUGUGAGAUAAUCCUGUUGUCGGACUGUGCACGGGGGCCUCCCCGCGUGGCAGAGAAGAUCGCCCACCGGCAGACGGUGCGGAUCGGGCGCACCAUGAAGCUGCAGUGCCCAGUGGAGGGCGACCCGCCACCCCUCAUCAUGUGGACCAAGGACGGCCGCAACAUCCACAGUGGCUGGAUGCGCUUCCGGGUGCUGCAGCAGGCACUGCGCAUAAAAGAUGUGGAGGGCGAGGACUCAGGCACCUUCAUCUGCAAGGCCACCAAUGGCUUCGGCAGCGUCAACAUCAACUACACCCUCAUCGUCAUCGAUGACACCAGCACUGGGAGGGAUGGAGCUGGAACAGCGGGAGACGCAGAAUACAGCACUGACCAGUUAGGGAAAUUUGUCCGACCACGCUUCACACAGCCAGCCAAGAUGAGGAAGCGCGUGAUAGCCAGGCCAGUGGGCAGCUCAGUACGGCUGAAGUGCAUGGCUAGCGGGAACCCUCGUCCAGAUAUCGUGUGGGUGAAGGACAGCAAGCCGUUGACCCCUGGGGAGGUGGGUGAGGGCCGUAAGAAGAAGUGGACUCUGAGUCUGAAGAACCUGACCCCUGAGAACAGUGGGAAGUAUACCUGCCACGUUUCCAACCGGGCUGGAGAGAUCAACGCCACAUACAAAGUGGAAGUCAUCCAGCGGACAAACUCCAAGCCCAUCCUGACCGGCACUCAUCCGGUGAACACCACAGUAGACUAUGGUGGCACAACCUCGUUCCAGUGCAAGGUGCGCAGUGACGUCAAGCCGGUGAUUCAGUGGCUGAAGCGGUUGGAGCCGGGGAACGAGAACAAGUACAACUCCACCAUCGAGGUGGGCGACCAUCGCUUCGUGGUGCUGCCCACGGGAGAUGUAUGGUCCAGGCCAGAUGGCUCCUACCUCAACAAGCUGCUCAUCACCCGCGCCAAGGAUGAGGAUGCUGGCAUGUACAUCUGCCUGGGCGCCAACACCAUGGGCUACAGCUUCCGCAGUGCCUUCCUCACUGUGCUGCCAGAUCCAAAGCCUCACCACAUCCCUGUCCCCACAGCCAUCUCUCCUAGCCUGCCCUGGCCUGUGAUCAUUGGCAUCCCAGCCGGCGUGGUGUUCAUCCUGGGUACUGUUCUGCUGUGGUUCUGCCAGUCCAAACACCAUUGCUCCUCUGGAAGGGUAGUUACCACCCACGCCUCACAGCGCCCGCCCCCCCGGGUGUCAGCCUGCCCACCAUCUAGCGGGGACAAAGACUGCCUGGGCUCUCUCACCUACGAGGAGUACAUUACCCAGCAGCAGCAGCUCCUUCUGGCCCAGGGAGGCAAUGGCCUGGAGGUCCCCAAAGUCUACCCAAAGAUCUACACGGACAUUCACACACACACCCACUCACACGUGGAUGGCAAAGUGCACCAACACCAGCACAUUCACUACCAGUGUUAGUUGCCACUGUCUCGACAGGGAUGCUCAUAUGUACAAAAGCACUAACUAAUGCAGUGUUGGGUCGGCUCCCACCACCUACACCUUCGCCUCCUCCACGUGCCCAGUCCUGCCUUGAUCCUACAGACCCAGACAAACAGUCUGAGCCCGGGUGCUUCACACAAACCCCCUGACUGCUACAUACUGUUCUUUACUGAACAAAGCCUAGGGGAACAUGGAUCCAGUCAGGAUAGAACCCUCCAUGAGGUACAGAACAAGGGACAUGGCAAUGCCGUUCAGGAAUCCCACAUGUAAUAAUGUGAGUCCAAAUGGAGUAACAUUUCAUACAGACAUUUCACAUUAAACUCCACUCUGCAGAGAAAUAGAAACCUUUGUUUCUCUAGUCUAGAACAAUAUGAGCAAACUCACAGUGGCUGAAAUAAUUGAAUGUAUACAUUUAGCUAUGUCUCAUUUGAGAGUCUUUACUCUGUAUGAAAAUGGCAGCAUUUCCUGCAACACCCCAUCUCCUCUCCGGCCUGCUUUCAUGUGCAGUGACUUUGGAAGGGGCUAAGAGGAUCAUGUACAUUAGCUCUGGAUUUUUGUCAGAUGCACAACCUCAGUGAGUAACAAAAGGAGUAAGGUGCGAUAUAAAGUGUUUGCAGAUUUUAUGGUUUGGUAAUGGGUUGAAUCAGAAUCCUCAUGUGCCAUCCUGAGUACCUCAGAAGCAGGUCAACCAGAAGAGACAAAGUGUGAUUGAGUAAACAAAGGUUGAAUGUAUUCUGUUUCUCAAAAUGGUUAUCGUCAAGGAAAAGGACCUGCAAGGCAUUACAAUAUAUAUUUGUCUAUUGUAUGUGUAUGUGAAUGGAAAAUUAUUUAUCUGUAGUAGGAAAUGGUAUGAAAUCCUUUAAAGAAGGUUUCUUUACUGGAGGUAAAGGUCCCUAAAGCGUGAAACACACUGCCGACCCGGUAGCGUUGUUUCUACUUGUAGAAUUGCAAUACUGUUCAGUGGCCAAAGACUUGACUUUGAGCCAAUCAGAGAGCAUGAACCCCCACGUGGGGAACCCAACGAGUGACAACAUAAAGGAAAAAAAGAGGGGAUUUUCUCUGUACAUCCACGGUCAUGAGUCAGUCACACUUCAUAUAGGCUAUGGACUGGUAGCUAGCUAAGUGCACAGACUAGAGGUCUUCACGGGUCCAAAAUGUUCUGAAAUGGACCUGGGGCUUUCGCACCCUGACCCGAUAUAAAUACAUUUUUAUUUGGAGACCCGAACAGACGCAACGAGAUCGAGACCCGUUCCGAACAGACCUGGUCGGAGCCAAACCUGGUUAGAUCCGAGUAAGGGAAGCAGCAAAAAAGUCAUUUUUUAAACUACUUUAUUAACCGGAGCUAAUCAAGCGUGGGGGGAGAGAGAGGUGCCGCUCUAGCAGGUGGUGGAGCAUGGAGGGAGACAGCAACCAACCAAGCCAACUCACGAGAUAGUAGACUAAUUGCUUCCAUAGCUAGAUUAUUUAUCAUCAAAUAUGAUACUUGUCUUGACUGCAUCAAGCCGGGAAAAGCUAGCUAACUUUACCCAGCUAGGCUAAUUGAGGCUUACAAAUAACAACAACUCCAUUCGGAAUAUUAAGUAGCAGCCUUCCCGUUGGCUCUUGGUUGUUGUAGCCUAUCCUUCCUUAACUUUUAAUUCCGUCAUUUUUAUUCCAUCUUCCAUUAGAUAUCUCCUAAAUGUGCCACACACUUUUGGUUCUAGGACUGAAUAGCCUAUUGCCGCUUUGAUUGGCCAACAACAACAAGCUACAUGCGCCACGCUCCACUCGUGAAAAAUAUAUAAAUAUAGGAUAAAUUAUCAACAUUUUCUCUCUCUCUCUACAGAGUCGCAUUCAGAUAUGUACAGGCUCUUCCGGACAAGUCAGUUAAAAUUACACAAACCGGCGGCCUUUGACAUUCAGAUUUGAACCAGACCCGUGACAUUAUUUAGAAUUCUGGAUCCGGACCCGCUCGGGUCUUGGGUAUUCAGGUACAGGUGGAUCCUUGAAGACCUCUAGCACAGACGCAUUGCACACAACACUGAAUACUUCUUCCAAUUUACUAACCACUGUAGCUAGUAUUGACAUUAUAAUUAAAUCAUAAUGGAUUCAUUUACAUGAAACAGCUGCCUGUGUUAGCUGUCGAGUUAGUGUAGUGUCCUUAGCUAGCUAUGUUGUGCUAGUUUGCGAAUAUGCUGACUUUAGCUAGCUAGCUAAACAUUUGGCUAUGGACUGGCACUAUGGGAUUAUGGAGAGUGAAUUAAAUUGGUCUGACCCGGACCUCCUGGGCACCCAAUCACAGAAGAGUCAUUCAAUUCUUGAAUGCUCGUCCCUACUUUCCACAGCCACAAAGUCAUACAGGCCACCUAUUCUUACAAUUUCUCAAAUUAAAAUGUGAUAAUAAACCUAAUCCUAAAUUUAACCAUAAACACACUGUUAACCUUAUACCUAACCUUAAAUUAAGGCCAAAAGCCAAUGUUGGUUUAAAUGAUUUUUUACUAUAGACAAGGUGACUUUGUGGCUGUGGUAACAAACCCUUUUUAAUUCUCAGGUGACAAUCUUUCUUUUUGUCUCUUGUCCUUUGGAUGUGUGUGUAUAAUGUGUGCAUAACUCUGACCACUAUAUGAAAGUGUGUAAUAUGUAUUUGACUGCUCAUGUAAUGGCACCCUUUUUAAGCUUUGGGAAGGGAGACGGAAAGCUUGCCAAAAACCAAAUAACAGUAUGUCAAGAUUGCUGCCAUUGUCUGUGAAAAGUGUCCUCAGCCGAAUUGUUCAUUUGUUUUAUCCCAGUAUUUAUGUGUCAAAGCUAAUGGACUGCCAGAUUAUUAAUCCAUGCACUUAUUCCAAGUAUGUUGAUAGUGUUAAAGUUAAGCUAUUGCCCUCAGCUUUCUUUUGAGGAAUCUAGGACCGUGGAAUAUCCCAUGUCCCAUGUCGAAUUGACUUAAACAUGUCAAUCCUAAAUAAUUGUCUAGACUAAGACAGUGUAUUUAAUUUAUUUUCAUAAGCAAGAUAUUUUUUCUCCUACAAUUGAGCAUUAUGUCAUUUUUGUAUCCCAAAAAAAGACCAACUCGUCAGUGGAUUACAUUUUGUCUUAUAGUUACAGUGUAAGCUAUAUAGCAAAUACGUAAGUGUAAAAAAUAUUUAUAUGUGCCGUUCAGAUAUAUGGUAAUCUUUGUAUUGACAAUCUUGUACAGUCUAUUGUCUUUUAGGUUAAAAAAUAUUUUUGUCACAUGGAAACAUUUUCAUCAUUUUAUUAUCACCAUUAAAAUGAUAGUAAAUCUUCACAA
This is a messenger RNA of Oncorhynchus keta (chum salmon), 5252 nucleotides long. Its product is annotated as fibroblast growth factor receptor-like 1. Bases 404 to 1966 code for a protein of 520 amino acids. Gene Ontology annotation, molecular function: fibroblast growth factor receptor activity; fibroblast growth factor binding. Gene Ontology annotation, cellular component: plasma membrane. NCBI's taxonomy places the organism in Eukaryota, Metazoa, Chordata, Actinopteri, Salmoniformes, Salmonidae. The transcript is spliced from 7 exons. The record is from RefSeq and is a predicted model, not a curated record.